This is a messenger RNA of Anopheles bellator, 781 nucleotides long. RefSeq lists its product as uncharacterized. The transcript is spliced from 3 exons. NCBI's taxonomy places the organism in Eukaryota, Metazoa, Arthropoda, Insecta, Diptera, Culicidae. The coding region runs from base 113 to 781 and encodes 222 amino acids. The record is from RefSeq and is a predicted model, not a curated record.
CAGCCCAGAUCGUCACAACAAUUUUGAUCGUCAACAGAAUUGGUUGUGGUUCGAUCGCCUGCGCUCAGUUCUAGAAGGAUCAGUUCUCCAUAGUUAGUUGUUUCAAAGUGAAAUGUUUUCUAGAUUCCAACAGUGGUGCAAAAAGGAAAAGGCAACGUGCGGAUUAUUUCGCUGGCGAGGAUGUGUCAAUUUGCCGGAAACCUCGCCCGACUUUGCUGCUUGCGAUCCGUUCGACUUACCGCCAGAAUUGCGUCGCCACAGCUUGCCCAGACGGAUGCUAGGAAAUUUCCUGUCGGAGCGAAACAUCCCCUAUGAAGCAGAGCAAAAGUCGUUGAAACGGCUGCUUAAAGAGCACGGUUUAUACAACAAACACCAAACACUCCAACAGCGUCGUCGUUUGCGGUAUCUUCUUCAGGUGGAGCGCCAAGCAUUUGUCGGUGGGGAUCAGGACGAAUGUGGCGAUCAUUGCCACUCGCUGGACUACACACAGCCGAAUACCGGGAGUGCAUCGGCACGGGAUGCAAUUCAAACCAAGCCAGGACCGUCGAAAUGUGUAAAACUGCAGACCAUUGUUUCGACAAAGCCAACAACCACACCGAUCGUAGAAAUGGUGGAUUCGGCACAGAGAAUGAGGCGCACACAAUCAAUGACAUUAACUGGGGACACGGAGUUGGGAGCGAUUCCCCCAACUGAGGGAUGUUCGGAAUCAACGCAUAUCUUGCAUGUGGUGCAAGCGGAAGUGGUUCCACGCAACUCGCAAUGUCUGGAAACCUCGAUUUAA